UCAGAAUAAUAGUAAUACUGCGUUGCUUUAUUUUAAUUAUUCCCAUAUUUUUAAUAUCUUUUUCCAUUUGUGUUUUUGCAUGCAAUGGCGAUGAAAUGCAUGACGAGUGCAGGCGAAUCAACACAGCGUGUGGAAUUUGGGUGCUCGGAGGAAUCAAUGGUGCCGGAGACUUUCGUGUGGCCGGACGAGUUUAAACCAAAGGAGGGGGCGCCGGAGCUGCAUGUUCCACAUAUUGACUUGCAAAAGUUCUUAAGUGGAAAUCAAAGUGAUAUUGAAGAGGCAACCAGGCGGGUAGAUGAAGCUUGCAGAAAGCAUGGAUUCUUUGUGUUGGUCAACCAUGGUGUGGACAUGGAAUUGAUGAAAAAACUUCAUCAGUGUAUGGAUGAGUAUUUUACAUUGCCUUUUGAUGUCAAAAAGAAAGCUCAAAGGAAAUUGGGUGAAAAUUUUGGAUAUGCUAAUAGCUUCAUUGGAAGAUUCUCCCAUAAUCUUCCUUGGAAGGAAACCUUUUCCCUUCCUUAUGUUGCUCAUCAUAAUUCAACCACUACUCUCGAUUACUUUUCUCAAUAUUAUGGCUCAGAAUUCUCUCAUCAAGGGAAGGUGUAUCAAGAGUGUGGAGAAGCAUUGAGUGAUUUGAGUUUGAAGAUAGUGGAGCUUCUGGCUUUAAGCCUUGGGGCUCCAAAAGAGAAGUUCAGGAAAUUCUAUGAGGACAAUAGUUCAAUAAUGAGGCUAAAUUAUUACCCACCAUGCGAGAAGCCAGAGCUGACAUUAGGAACUGGACCUCACUGUGAUCCAACCUCCGUAACAAUUCUUCACCAAGACCACGUCAGCGGCCUUCAAGUCUACGUGGAUGAUGAGUGGCACUCAAUUCCUCCAACCAAAGACUCCUUUGUCAUCAACGUCGGUGACACUUUCAUGGCUUUGACAAAUGGGGUUUACAAGAGCUGCUUCCAUCGAGCUGUAGUGAAUUGCAAGGAAGCAAGAAAAUCAAUGGCUUUUUUUCUCUGUCCAGCAGCUGAUAAAGUGGUGAGAGCACCGGAGGAAGUGGUGGACAAGAAUCCACCAAGAAAGUUUCCAGAUUUCACAUGGCCAUUGUUGCUUGAACUGACUCAAAAAUUUUACAGGGCUGAUUCCAAUACUUUCAAGGCUUUCAUUCCUUGGCUUGAAGAACAAAAGUUGGCUAAUAAUACAAUUGCACCACCGUCUGUUUAAAUUAUGCCAAUCCUGCCCUUCAAAACCCUCUCCUUAGUUUUAUGUCAAUAAAAGUUCUCUCUUUUUAAUUAGGAGGUUAACUAGGGAAGAAACUAGCUGAGGGAAUCCCUUAGUAAUGUUGUAGUAAUUUGGUCUUUAUGUAUUUUGUCGUCUUUUCUGGGUUGUUGUUGGGAUGUUACAGUAACUUAAUGUACACAGUACACAUGUUUACGCUUUGCUUA
Benincasa hispida (wax gourd) is the source of this 1430-nucleotide messenger RNA. Its product is annotated as gibberellin 20 oxidase 2-like. The record is from RefSeq and is a predicted model, not a curated record. Lineage: Eukaryota; Viridiplantae; Streptophyta; Magnoliopsida; Cucurbitales; Cucurbitaceae.